CCGAGUUCCGGGUACGCCGUAGCCAUUAGCCAAUCAGCCAUAGCCCUUCCCGGUCAAUUAAUCAAGUGCGAGCGUCGCCGUUGCUGAGAAAACUCUCCACCGACCUCUGCCCAGAACUGUCGAAGCGAGACGUCUCCUCCUUGAAUCGGGACCUUUUCAUUCAGAAUAUGCUCUAGUUUGUGUGCAGCAAUAUUUCAUCAGGGAUGGCAGAGGAUAAGAUUGGAAUUGCCAAGGAUGUCACUGAGUUGAUUGGUAAAACACCAAUGGUAUAUCUCACCAAUGUUGUGGAUGGCUGCGUUGCUCGUGUUGCUGCCAAGUUAGAGAUGAUGGAACCCUGCUCAAGCGUCAAGGAUAGGAUUGGAUAUAGUAUGAUAGCUGAUGCGGAGGAGAAGGGUCUUAUCAAGCCUGGCGAGAGUGUCCUUAUUGAGCCAACAAGUGGAAACACCGGGAUAGGGCUGGCAUUCAUGGCAGCAGCCAAGGGCUAUAGACUUAUAAUUACAAUGCCUUCUUCGAUGAGUUUGGAGAGAAGAAUGGUUCUCAGAGCUUUUGGAGCAGAGCUUGUUCUUACAGAUCCGGCAAGAGGCAUGAAAGGUGCUGUUCAGAAGGCAGAAGAGAUCUUGGCAAAGACACCUAAUUCUUAUAUUCUGCAGCAAUUUGAGAAUCCUGCCAACCCAAAGGUUCACUAUGAGACCACAGGACCAGAAAUCUGGAAAGGCUCUGCUGGCAAAGUUGACGCCUUUGUGUCUGGGAUAGGAACUGGAGGAACAGUAACUGGUGUAGGGAAGUAUCUUAAGGAGCAAAACCCUAAUAUAAAGCUCUAUGGUGUAGAACCAGUUGAAAGUGCAGUGUUGUCUGGAGGAAAGCCUGGUCCACAUAAAAUCCAGGGCAUUGGUGCAGGCUUCAUCCCUGGAGUCCUCGAUGUCAAUUUGCUUGAUGAAGUUGUUCAAUAUCAUAACCAACUUUCUCCCAUCGUCACUGAAAUGUGUUCAAUUGAAUUGCCUGUAUUGCAGGUAGGAAUAUCAUCCGGUGCAGCCGCAGCUGCUGCAAUCAAGAUCGCGAAGAGGCCCGAGAAUGCUGGAAAGCUCAUAGUUGUGGUGUUCCCAAGUUUUGGCGAGCGUUACCUCUCAUCAGUGCUCUUCGAAGACGUGAAACGAGAAGCAGAGAACAUGGUGUUCGAGCCUUGAACCUGCCUCUGAUGGAGUGCAUGGUUACUGAUCAGUACGGUCUCUGAUUUUUAAUGCUCGAGGUUUCUCUAGACUCCAUUACCGUUUCUUUCUCUCUCUCAAAAAGUUGUUUUCUGUAGCAUUGACAAAAGGGUUUGUAUUAGUCUACUCAAUAACGGUGCCCGGAGUUGGCCGACUUGGUGUUUCUGCUGGGUUUCUGAUCCUCUCCAUGGAGGGGAAAGAAAGAGGUGCUUGAGAUAUGCAAUUAGGGGUGGCAACCGGUCGGUUUCGGUUUAACUGAAAACCAAAGACCCGGUUAUCGGUUAAACCGAGACCCCCCCUUAAGCUGCCAACCACCGACCGAAGAAAGAGCACGGUUAGCCGGCCAAUCGACCGAGCGAUUCCGGUUUUGGGCUCGGUUAGCCGGCCAACCGAAAAAAUUACAUUUUCCAAAAAAAAAAAAAAGAAGAAAAAAUCUGCACCACUCAAUCUCAAACCUUAUCUUCUCCUCUCUCCCCUCCACCAGACCCUUCUCUUCUCUCUCCUUCCUUCCCCACCAUUUCCUCCACCAGAACCUUAUCUUCUCCUCUCUCCCCUUCCUCCACCGGAAGAAAACCGCUGCAUGAGACGACUCGCGAUGGUGGGAGACUACUCACGGCGGGAGACUUCUCGAACCGCCGUCGCAGAAAUCGCUCGUCGACUCCACGGCUUCCUUCAGAUCCGUCAAGUUACAGGCCGAGAUUCAGAGCCACAAGUCAUCUUCAUCGUCCCCGCCGUCAAGCGACGAUCUGGAUGCUCGCCCGCUGGUCACGCGGCGGAGGAACCAGUCCUGGAGCUCCAUCUAUCUGAGCGAGUACAAGGUGUAUAAAGCGGAGCCGUUCUCCCAGUCGAGCUGGAGGCUGGCGGCGGACGCGGCGACUCAGACCGACGACAAGAGGCGACGGGUCCCGCUGCUUCGACCCUUUCUUCACGUAGUCCUUGCAUUCCUCCGCCACGCCUUGGACGUCGACGCCGCAUGUUCUGCCGUCGUAAUUGCCAGCAGAAGCAGAGCCGCCCCCAGAACGACGCCGGUUUUGGCCAUCUUUUUUCUUUUUUUUCUGUGGGGAAUUGGAUUGUGUGUUUGUAAAUUUGGGUGGGUUGGUUUGUUUGUUUUAUAGUGGGGAGAAGGGGUUUUCGAUUUCGUGGGAUUUCUGGUGAAACGGGAUGCGUGGUUGUUUAGGGUAUGUGGUCAUGAAGAUUGGAUUGGGUUUGGGAUUACACUUGGAGAAUCGGGUGAAAUUGGUAUAUUGAUGGAAGUGAUGAAGUUGUGAAGAUGAGAAGAGAAUGGAAGGUGGGUGGGAGCAGAGAGGAGAUCGAGAUGAGGUUGAAGGGAUGGGGAGUUCUUUGUGAGGAGGAAGAAGAAGAAGAAGUGGAGAUGAGGUUGCAGGAGGUUGUGGCGAUUAGGGUUGGAGAGGAGAGGGGUCGUUUUGGGGCUGGGGGAAGGGGUCGUUUUGGUAGGGCUGAAAAUUUGCCUGUCCAGUCCCUGUCCCGUCUCUGUCCCUGUCUGACCCGUCCCUGAAGGGUCAAGAUGUAUAACCGUCCCGUCCCGUCCCUAUCUCCUUCUUGACCCUGUCUGACCCUCAAGGGUUGGGACGGGACGGGACGGGCCGGGUCAGUGGGUCGACCCUAAUCAACACACUACUUUUUUACAAAUUACGUUUUGGUACCCAAAAUUAUUUUUUCUUACAAUUUAGUACCUAAAUAUUAUUUUUUUUACAAAUAAGUCCA
Linum tenue is the source of this 2930-nucleotide messenger RNA. Lineage: Eukaryota; Viridiplantae; Streptophyta; Magnoliopsida; Malpighiales; Linaceae. The record is from the annotation of a GenBank genome assembly.